Talaromyces proteolyticus is the source of this 2340-nucleotide messenger RNA. Its product is annotated as glutaminase A L-glutamine amidohydrolase. The transcript is spliced from 4 exons. Lineage: Eukaryota; Fungi; Ascomycota; Eurotiomycetes; Eurotiales; Trichocomaceae. Bases 1 to 2088 code for a protein of 695 amino acids. The record is from RefSeq and is a predicted model, not a curated record.
AUGGGCGCGCUAAAUUUGGUCUACUCGCUUACUUUGGCAACACUACCAGCUCUGUCAUUGGCAGGGACGGUUAGUUUGCCCUCUUAUCCACUGGCUGUCAAAAGUCCCUAUUUAUCGACUUGGCUCCCAGGGAAUCAGACAAAUGAUGUUGCUACCGGCCAACCCGAGUUUUGGGCUGGCCAGAAAUUGAAUUGGCCAAUCCUUGCCCGCAUCGGAGGUACCACAUACACGUUGUUUGGUGCUCCAGAAGGAAUAUCUGGUGCGACUGCGGCCACGACCACCGCAGUUAGCUAUACGUCAACACAUACGCUUUUUGCCCUGGCUGCUGGGGGAGUAAAUAUUACCUUAGACUUCUUUUCACCAGUCUAUUCGGGGCCAGAUGACUAUGCCAAGCAAUCUCUUCCUUACUCUUACUUGACUGUAUCAGCCUCUGCGCAUGAUGCUACCGAUAUUCAGAUUCUCAGCGGAAUAGACUACACGUGGACUGCCCAGGGCGGCGCUGCAGAGUUAAACUUUACCACCACGGACACGGCUGGAUUCUUCUGGUUUUAUAAUCCGAAUCAGCAUUAUUUCUCAGAAGAUUCUGAUAUGUCCACCUACGGCUCAGUCCUCUAUGGUACGACAACAGCCAAUAGUGUUAGCUAUUCUUGCAACGAUGCUAAUACUAUAUACGCUACUUUUGGCAGUACGGGAGCUUUGGGGAACCCAAAGACUUGUGAAGGGGGACAAUUAGCCGCGUUGGCGAAAGAUUUGGGCCGUGUGACGACCGCAAAUGUUACCUUUGCUGUUGGAUUCCAGCGUGAUUUGGCUAUUAACUACCUUGGCAACCCGCAGACAGGCGCCCAUCGCUCGAAUCCUAAUUGGUAUCUAAUACCUGAUGCUAUUGGAUCAUUCUUGACCGAUUACGAGAAUGCAGUCGGUGCAUCGAGUUCUUUCGACGAAGCAGUGCGCAGCAAGUCAAAGAAUGUCUCUAUAGAUUGGGGUAGCCAGUACGCCGAUAUAAUUGAAGCUAGCGUCCGGCAAACGUUUGGUUCUUUCGAAAUUACUGUCCCUCUUGCCAAUCUUACCGAGUCACCACAUAUGUUUUUGAAAGAAAUUUCCAGUGAUGGAAAUAUACAGACAAUCGACGUGAUGUACCAAACAUGGCCCGUCUUCAUCAGUCUAAACCCGGAAUACAUUAAGCUUUUCUUGAAGCCCGUACUAUCUUACUCUGCCACUGGAGCCUGGCCACAUCCAUGGGUAAUUCAUGACCUCGGCACACACUAUCCAAAUGCCACCGGCCAUAACGAUGGCAAUGCGGAGCAGAUGCCACUCUUUGAAUGCUCGUCUCUAUUCAUUCUUUUACAAGCUUACCAAAAGUACACCAACGACUCCUCGUUUGCUGCAGGCUACACUUCGAUUCUGGCCGGUUAUGCAGAUUAUCUAAAUAAGAAUUCUCUGUACCCAGCCAGCCAGCUCAUCAGUGUCGAUGCUAUUCCAGAACGAGCUAACCAGACGGGUCUCGCGAUUCAGUCUGCUAUUGGGCUCAAGGCAGCAAGUUUUAUACUUGGUAACUCGACUUACUCUGACACCGCAAAGACUAUUGCGAAGACAGUAUACGAUGAUGCCCUUGGCCUUGAUGGUGAAACCCUAGCAGAAAGCACUCAUUUCACGUAUUAUUACGGAGAGAGUGAGACAUGGAAUGUGCUAUUUCCUUCGUACUCCGACGUGUUGCUUGGGCUAAACACGUUUAACUCUUCUGCGUGGGCCCUUCAGUCAGACUGGUACAGUAAGAACAUGCAAGUUGGAGGGCUCGCCUUUGCAGGACCCCUCAAUUAUACUGGAUAUGGUGGCUCGAGGAUCAAUUGGGGACUUUCUGACUGGAAUCUCCUUGUUGCUGCGACAUCAUCUGCAGACGUCCAGGCCGCAAUUGUCAACACCACACAUACCUUCCUAACCAACGGUCUUAACGAUAUUCCAUUCGGCACAAAGUACUAUGUUGAGGGUGAUGAAGUUGGUAUUUGGAUUGCAAAUCGGGCGCGUCCAACAGUCGGGACAAAUUUUGCCUUGUUGGCUUUGGAUCAAGGGUAUUGGGGAGCAUCGUUCUAGCAAGUCUCUCCCUCUCUCGUUGACUUUGCCUUAUUCAUCUAUGUUUUUAAUUAUCCCUUGGCCGUAUUGCCCUUUGUUCUCUUGGGCAUAUUUUCAAUCAUCAACAUUAAACCCAAUUUGUAAAAUCGGCCAUUGAGUCUCUUGUUUGUUUCUGUAUAUUAUAUGAUCCUGUAUAGAAUGUCUUUCAAAACAACUAAUAAAUCACACCCAGCAACUCCGAGUGCAAAGGACAUGCAAAUCACAUGACACAGC